Bombina bombina (fire-bellied toad) is the source of this 1265-nucleotide messenger RNA. RefSeq names its product alpha-1,4-N-acetylglucosaminyltransferase-like. The record is from RefSeq and is a predicted model, not a curated record. Gene Ontology annotation, molecular function: acetylglucosaminyltransferase activity. The transcript is spliced from 3 exons. The coding region runs from base 167 to 1255 and encodes 362 amino acids. Gene Ontology annotation, biological process: protein O-linked glycosylation. Lineage: Eukaryota; Metazoa; Chordata; Amphibia; Anura; Bombinatoridae.
ACUUAACAGGUGCUACAACUAUCUGCAUAUGGGAGUUGAAUAUAUGACAUAAACUGAAAGCUAGGGGCAGUCAGAUCACGUCUCAUGUUGCUUAACUAUUACAUGAAUAAUUGAUCUACCUAGUGUAUCUGCAGCAUCAAGAUUUUGUUCAUCGGAUUUCACAACCAUGUUAAACUCUUUAAAGAUACCAGCUCUGUUAAUACUUCUACUAUUGUUUGCUAUCAUCUAUUAUUUAUUCUAUCAACAAAAUAAUAUUCUAGGCAUUUAUUUUAGAUACCCAGGAAAUAAAAGCUACAAUCUAAAUAACAUUAAAAAUCAAGCAGAUGACAACAUUUUUCAGGAGACAACUGCUAGCUUGGGAAUAUCACCUACAAAUUACAAAAAUAUUCUAAGCCAAGGAAAUGUCAUCAUAUUUUUGGAAACAACUAACAAAUUGGAGCCAGCACACUUGGUACUAUGUGCAGUUGAGUCAGCAGCCCGUGUUUACCCCAAUAGAUCUGUAAUUUUAUUUAUGAAGGGUUUGAGCACUUUGAAAUCAGAAGAUGAAAACAGUUUAAGGAACCGUUUCCCAACCCUUUCGUCUUUCAAUAAUGUCUACAUAUUUCCUCUCCUAACAGAGGAAGUGUUUAAAGAUACACCCUUGCUACCCUGGUAUUUAAAGGUUAAUACUAGUAUGGAAAAAUAUUGGACCCAUGUACUUGCAGAUGGCUGCAGGCUGGCACUGAUUUGGAAAUAUGGCGGCAUGUACUUUGACACUGACAUUGUCUCAAUUCAACCAAUUCCAGUUGUCAAUUUUUUGGCAGCUGAAUCCUCUAAGUAUUCAAGUAAUGGAGCUCUUGGCUUUUCUCCACAUCAUGAAUUCAUCUGGAAAUGCAUGGAAGACUUUGUCCGUAACUAUAAGGGAGAGGUGUGGGGACAGCAAGGACCUUUAUUAUUAACAAGAAUUCUAGAACAGAUUUGUUUACAGCAUAGCUUUAUGGCUUUAGAGGAUAUUAUGUGUGGAAACAUCACUUUCAUGAAUCCUGUCAGAUUCUAUUCUGUAUCUGGUAAUAAUUGGAGGACUUUUUAUGAAGUUUGGAAGCCAGUGCCAAUAUUUAACAACUCUUAUGGCUCACAUUUUUGGAACUACAUGAAUCAUGAGAAAGCAGCAAAGGUUGUGAUUCCUGGAAGUAACACUUUAGCAGAAUAUCUUUACAAACAGUAUUGUCCAGACAACUAUGAAGUUCUUAAAAUGAAAAAUAAAAAUAACGUGUAAUUAUUUGUAA